AUGACAAAUAUUUCUUUUCGUUGUCAGCAAUGUGAAAUGAAAUCUUUACAUCAAGACUUGAACAAACACUUCAUGGCCGCUGAUGAUAAGGAGAACAUUUCUCGUAUUACCCGCUUAAUCUUACACAUUGAGAUUGGAGAUUGUGAUGUAUUGUCGGAGAGAAAUAAUUUAUUUCCUUUCAAAUUAAAAUUAAAACUUUUACUUCUGACACAACAAGCAAUUUCAUCCCUUAAAUAUGUUGGCAAAGGAACGAGAAAUUUGGAAAGAUCUGUGAUGCAAGAAAGAAAUAACAUUAAAAAAACAAUGGAAUGUUAUCGUUUUACAUGCUGGGUAACAGUGAAGCUAUCCUAG
Molecule: messenger RNA, 351 nt
Organism: Clunio marinus
Lineage: Eukaryota; Metazoa; Arthropoda; Insecta; Diptera; Chironomidae
Source: the annotation of a GenBank genome assembly